Molecule: messenger RNA, 11757 nt
Organism: Loxodonta africana (African savanna elephant)
Lineage: Eukaryota; Metazoa; Chordata; Mammalia; Proboscidea; Elephantidae
Product: twinfilin-2
Exons: 2
Coding region: 3778-6870 (1030 amino acids)
Biological process (GO): canonical NF-kappaB signal transduction; positive regulation of neuron projection development; positive regulation of interleukin-6 production
Cellular component (GO): actin filament; cytoplasm; myofibril
Molecular function (GO): pattern recognition receptor activity; actin filament binding; actin monomer binding
Source: RefSeq, a predicted model, not a curated record
AGGAGCCUGGACCUGAGCCAGGCCGGCAUGUGGACUGGGGGGCCGCCUACCACACCACUCCCUGCCAUCUCUCCUCCUUCAGCCUGGGCUCCCGGGGAGGCUUGCUUCCCUUGGGGCGGGGGUGCUGGUGGCUGAACACCCCCUGCAGCUUCCAAGGGCCACUGGGCUGGCAUUUUGUGACCCUCCCCCAUUGUCCAUGCCUCUCAUCCAUGUGCCCAGGAGUCUGGGGAUCUUGCCUGGCUACUCGGGAGGGCUAGGUGGGGGCCUAGCAUGGCCCUGGCCACCAGGGGGAACUGAGACUAAGGUUCCAGAAGCCUCUAGCCACAAGGGGUGGGGUCCACUGGGGCUGGGGCAGGGGGUCACUGCAGGACGGAAUGGGUGAAUGCUGUAUUUUCUAAAGAAUAAAAUAUUUUUAAAUCAACACCUGAGCUUGCCCCUGAAGGACCACCUCUGGGCACUGGGACGGGGAGGCCCCGUGCAUAUACCUGCCCUGUCUCAAUAUAAGGGAACCGUCAGCUUGGUAGGUAGAGGCCCAGUCCUCCUUUCCAUGGGCGUAGGGCGGUCUAUGUCCAUGUGUGAGCAAGGUUGCAGCCUUAUGUGGGCCUCUGUUGACAGGAACCUGGCCCAGGAGGUAGGCACCCCGGGGGGAGGCACGCCCGGGAGAUAGGCACACCUUCACUGGAAUGGGAAGGAUGUGGAUGUAUUAGUUCCUGUGGCUGCAGUAACAAAUUACCACAAAGUCCAUGCCUCAAAACAACCCAAGUUUAUUAUCAUGUGGUUCUGGAGCCAGAAGUCUGAAAUGAGUCUUAGGAGCUAAAAUGAAGGUGUUGGCAGGGUUGGUUCUUUCUGGAGGUCAGAAGGUUCCUUCUGGAGAGAAUCCAUUUCCUUGCCUUUUCUAGCUUCUAGAGGUUGCCUGCAUUCCUUGGCUUGUGGCCCCUACCUGUCUCCAAGGCCAGAGCCUAGCAUCCCUGACUUGACUUCCCUCUGCUUCCAUCGAUACAUGUCCUGCAGACAAAUCUCCCUCUUAAAGGACACUUGUGAUGACAUUUAAGGCCAACCCAGUUAAUCCAGGAUAAUCUCCCAUCUCAAGACCCUUAUUGUAUCUGCAAAGUCCCUUUUACCAUGUAAAGUAGCAUCUUCCCAGGUUCUGGGGAUGAGGCUGUGGCUAGCUCUGGAAUAUUACUCAGCCAGCCAGUCUGGGGAGGGGCUUGGUCUAGGUUUCCCGGCUCAAUGGGGCCUAGGCUGUGCUGGGUGUUUAUCUGGAAACGCUCGUGUCUGCGCACAUGUAUGCAGGCUUUCCUGCCUGUCAGUUCAUUGGCCCUCUCUUGGGUACCUGUUUGUCCCCAAGGGAAGCAGGGGAAGGGGGCCGCUGUGUCCCUGUUCUUAACCACAGACUUUGAGAAAGUCUCCCUCAGGCCUGGGGUUCGGCAGGUGCCAGAGCCUCAGUCUGUACCUCUGAUAAAUGGGUAGAAGUCUCCACAUCCCAGGGUAGGGAGGGACAGGGACGUGAAGGAUUCAGCUGUUGGAUGGGGACUCCCGUUCUGCCUGGGAGGGUGGCUUGGGUGGAAACUGGGCAGUGUUCCAUCGCUGAGGUCUUUUUCAGCCCCUGCUUAAGCCCCUAGAAUUGUAGGGAGGAAAGCUGGCACCCCAGCCAGGACCUAGAGAAGAUCUGUCUUUGCCCAUUUCAAACAUUGGUCCCCAGCUAUUACACCGAGGCUGCUGAGCCAACUGGGGCCUGUGAGCCCGCUAGAUGCCUGGCCCCUUGGAGCCUGCCUACCGUGGCACCCACCCAGAGGUAGGCGUGGCAGUUGUCCAGCCCUGCCUCCUCCAAGCAGAGACCCCAUUUGCUUGUUUGUUCAUUCAUGCAUUAAUUCCAUCACUCAGAUACCCUCUCUGUGCCUGCCCAGAGUUGAGUGCUGGGGACCUAUUCACUCUGCAAAUCUUAAGCACUUACCAUGCACCAGGCAUGGUGCUGGGCCCUGGGGGUGCACAAAAAAGGCCCCCACCCUCUAGAAGCCAACAUUCCAGCAGGGGAAUAAGACAAGAUGCAAUGAGCCAUGAAAAAUCAGUGAUGUAUGUUAGAAGGUGAAAUUGCUCAGAAGGAGAAAGAGCAGGUAAAAGGGGUUCGGGAGUGCUGGGUCCAGGAGGGUUUAUGAGGGUCAGGGAGCCUCACUGAGGUGGAGAAGUGUGAGCAGAACUCAGAGGAGGUGAAGGAGGGCCCAUAUGAGUAUCUGGAAGAAGAGCUUCCAGGCAGAGACAGCCACGUGUUCAAAGGCCCUGAGAUGGGUGUGUUCAAGCAACUGAGGAGGCCAUGGUGGUUGCAGAUAGGUCAGGGAGGCAGGGUGGGCUGGAGCAGACCCUGUAGAGCCUUGGUGGCCAUUAUGGGGUGUGGACUGCGGCUGUGACUCUGGAGAGGGUCACGAGGGUCUGAGCAGAGGAAGGGUGUGACCUGACUUAGGUUUUAAUGGGUCCCUCCAGGGCCCAAAAGAGAACAAGUUGUGGGGCGUGAGAGCAGCAGCUGAGCAACCAGUGAGAAGGCUGUGCUGGUCCAGGUGAGAGGUGACGGCGGCUCAAGCCAGGCUGUGGACAUGGAAGUGGUGCACAGUAGGCAGAUUUGGGCAGAUUCUGAAGGUGGCACCAGCACGACUUGUUGAGGGUUCCCAGGUUGCCCUGGGGCUUUGGGCCUGAGCCAUCAGAGUUACAGUCACCUGGCAGAGGGGAUCAGCCAGAGGGUCCCAGUAGACCAGCGGUGGACCUGCCCCCAAUGGAGCCCUGCCCUGGGGAUGGGGUUGUGCUCUGAGGGGGACCUGGGGAUGUCGGACAUAGAGAAGAGGGUUCUGUUCUCAGAGGAGGUGCCGUGUGGCCAGGCUGCAGUGAAGGCAGGUGCAGCCUGAUGGGGGGCUUGGAACCUGCUGACGCUGCCUGCCCUGGUGUGCCCCACAAGCUCCACAGGGACAGGAGCAGGAAGGUGCCAGUACCCCUGUUGUGAAAGGACCAGCUGUGGGGCAGAGGUUGAAGGGGUUGAGGGGGCUGAGGCUGAGGGUGAAAAAUUCCUAUUACAACUGGGGAGGGGCUCCGACUUGGGUGUCAGAGUGCCCAGCCCAGAAAAAUGGAACAAUUUCAGGUUUCACUGACUUUGGACUAGGUGGCGUAGUGGUUAGGUGCUAUGGCUGUUAACCAAGAGGUCAGCAGUUUGAACCCACCAGGUGCUCCUUGGAAACUCUAUGGGGCCGUUCUACUCUGUCCUAUAGGGUUACUAUGAGUUGGAAUCAACUUGACGGCAACGGGUUUUGUUUUUUGGCUCUGGGCCUCUUUCCCCUAGAUCCCCCAGAAGACAGGUGUUAAGGCCCCGAUGGGUUGCUGCGGGUUCUUAGGAGGGGCAUGGGCGACGGCUGUUUGUGGGGCGAGUGGAAAGAGGAAGGGAUAAAAUGGUGUCUGCCAUCUGGGUAUGCAAAUGGCGUCUGACUCAUCUCACCCCCGCCCCCUACCCUUGCCACAGGAGGGGUGGGCCCAUGGGGAGCCUGUUCCUCCUCUGGCAAAGCGCUUCUUGGGGGACUCCCUCCACCUGUUCCAUCCCCACUUUGCUGGAAAGCAGAACACUGAUUUUCCUGGCUCUCUGGCUGGGGUUCCAGGAUUGAGGUAGAGGUAGGAGGAAGGGGCUGGGGUGAAAUCUCACUUCUUUUUUUUUCCUCUGUGUCUCUGCUGCUGGCAGAAGGGACCCUGAGAUCAAAGCGCAGUCUGCCAGCCAGCCCUCUGGAGAAGUCCCAGCUGCCCACCAUGGGCCCCUGCUGCCAUGCCCUGCACCCGCUGUCUCUCCUGGCGCAGGCCUCAGCGCUGAUCAUGGUGCUGGCCCUGGGUACCCUGCCUGCCUUUCUGCCGUGUGAGCUGCAGCCCCAUGGCGUGGUGAACUGCAAGUGGCUGUUCCUGAAGUCAGUGCCCCACUUCCCUGCAUCAGCGCCCCGUGGCAACGUCACCAGCCUGUUACUGCGCUCCAACCGCAUCCACCACCUCCAUGCCUCUGACUUUGCCCACUUUCCCAGCCUGCGGCAUCUCGACCUCAAGUGGAACUGCCCGCCAGCCCCCCUCAGCCCCAUGAACUAUCCCUGCCACAUGACUAUCGAGUGGGGCACCUUCCUGGCCAUACCCACCCUGGAAGAGCUGAACCUGGGCUACAACAGCAUCACCACUGUGCCCGCCCUGCCCAGCUCCCUCGUGUCACUGUCCCUGAGCCACACCAACAUCCUGGAGCUCGAUUCCACCACCUUCACUGGCCUACACGCCCUGCGCUUCCUGUACAUGGAUGGCAACUGCUACUACAAGAAUCCGUGCACGUGGGCCCUGAGGGUGGCCCCGGGCGCCCUCCUCGGCCUGAGCAACCUCACCCACCUGUCACUCAAGUACAACAACCUCACAGCCGUGCCCCGCAGCCUGCCCCCCAGUCUGGAGUCCCUGCUAUUGUCUUACAACCACAUUGUCAGCCUGGCACCUGGGGACCUGGCCAACCUGACUGCCCUACGUGUGCUGGACCUAGGCGGGAACUGCCGCCGCUGUGACCACGCUCGUAACCCCUGCAGGGAGUGCCCACGUGGCUUCCCACGGCUGCACCCCGAUACCUUUAGCCACUUGAGCCACCUCAAAGGCCUGGUGCUGAAGGACAGUUCUCUCUACAGCCUGAACCGUGAUUGGUUCCGUGGGCUGAGCAACCUCACCGUGCUAGACCUGAGCGAGAACUUCCUCUACAACUGCAUCACCAAAACCGUGGCCUUCGAGAGCCUGACACAGCUGCGCAAGCUCAACCUGUCCUUCAACUACCACAAGAAGGUGUCCUUUGCCCACCUGCGCCUGGCACCCUCCUUCAGGUACCUGACCUCCCUGGAGGAGCUGGACAUGCAUGGUAUCUUCUUCCGCUCGCUCAGCAAGUCCACGCUGCAGUCGCUGACCCGCCUGCCCACACUCAAGAGUCUGCAUCUGCAGAUGAACUUCAUCAACCAGGCCCAGCUGGACAUCUUCGGGGGCUUCCUUAGCCUGAAGUAUGUGGACCUGUCAGACAACCGCAUCAGCGGAGCUGCGAAGCUGGCGGCCAGCACCAGGGAGGUAGGUGGUGGGCAGAAGGUCCAGCUGCGGUCUGGGGACCUCGAUCCAGCCCCACUGGACACCCCUGGCUCUGAGGACUUCAUGCCAAGCUGCCAGAGCCUCAACUUUACCUUGGACCUGUCCCGGAACAACCUGGUGACGAUCCAGCCUGAGAUGUUUGCCCAGCUUUCACGCCUCCAGUGCCUGCGUCUGAGCCACAACAGCAUAGCACAGGCAGUCAAUGGCUCGCAGUUCAUGCCACUGAUCAGCCUGCGGGUACUGGACCUGUCCUAUAACAAGCUGGACCUGUACCAUGGGCGCUCAUUCACGGAACUGCCGCAACUGGAGGCCCUGGACCUCAGCUACAACAGCCAGCCCUUCAGCAUGCAGGGCAUAGGCCACAACCUCAGCUUUCUGGCCAACCUGCAUGCCCUGCGCUACCUCAGCCUGGCGCACAACAACAUCGAUGGCCGGGUGUCCCAGAAGCUCUGCAGCAGCUCGCUGCAGGCCCUGGACUUCAGCGGCAACGUCCUGGGGCGCAUGUGGGCUGAAGGAGACCUCUAUUCCCACUUCUUCCAAGGCCUGCAAGGUCUGGUGAGGCUGGACCUGUCCCAGAAUCACCUGCAUACGCUCCUGCCCCCUACCCUAGACAACCUCCCCAAGAGCUUGCAGCUGCUGCGACUCCGUGGCAAUCACUUGGCCUUCUUCAACUGGAGCAACCUGGCCCUCCUGCCCAAACUAGAAGUGCUGGACCUGGCAGGAAACCAGCUGAAGACCCUGACCAACGGCAGCCUGCCUUCUGACACGAGGCUCCGGCGGCUGGACCUCAGCAGCAACAGCAUCAACAUGGUGGCGUCCAGCUUCUUUGCCCAGGCCAAGAGGCUACAGGAGCUCAACCUCAGUUCCAACGCCCUCAAGACGGUGGACUCCUCUUGGUUUGGGUCCAGGGCAGGUGCCCUGAAGGUGCUGGAUGUGAGCGCCAACCCCCUGCACUGCUCCUGCGGGGCGGUCUUUGUGGACUUCCUGCUGGAGGUGCAGGCUGCUGUGCCCAGUCUGCCCAGCCGUGUGAGGUGUGGCAGCCCGAGCCAGCUGCAGGGCCUCAGCAUCUUUGCUCAGGACCUGCGCCUCUGCCUGGAUGAGGCCCUCUCCUGGGACUGCUUUGGCCUCUCAAUGAUGGUGGUGACCCUGGGCCUGGCUGUGCCCCUGUUGCACCACCUCUGCGGCUGGGACCUCUGGUACUGUUUCCACCUGUGCCUGGCCUGGCUUCCACGGCGGGGGCGGCGGCAGGCUGCAGAUGCGCUGCCCUAUGACGCCUUCGUGGUCUUUGACAAGGCACAGGGUGCAGUGGCCGACUGGGUGUACAACGAACUUCGGGUGCAGCUGGAGGAGCGUCGCGGGCGCAGAGCGCUGCGCCUUUGUCUAGAGGAGCGAGACUGGCUGCCGGGCAAGACACUCUUUGAGAACCUGUGGGCCUCGGUCUACAGCAGCCGCAAGACGCUGUUUGUGCUAGCCCGCACUGACCGUGUCAGUGGCCUCUUGCGGGCCAGCUUCCUGCUGGCCCAACAGCGCCUGCUGGAGGACCGCAAGGACGUGGUGGUGCUGGUGAUCCUGUGCCCCAAUGCCCACCGGUCCCACUAUGUGCGGCUGCGCCAGCGCCUCUGCAGCCAGAGCGUCCUCCUCUGGCCCCACCAGCCCAGUGGCCAGGGCAGGUUUUGGGCCCAGCUGGGCACGGCCCUGACCAGGGACAACCGCCACUUCUAUAAUAGGAACUUCUGCCAGGGACCUACAGCUGAAUAGCCCUGAGUAUUUGGGCUGGUGACCCCCGGCACACCCCCGCCUCCACGCCCCGCCUUCCUCUCUGCCCGGGUUGCCCUCACCUGCCUCACUACAGCUCCACUGUCCUGCCUCUCCCAGCCCAGCACACCUGGCAUAUUGCAGGCACUCAAUAAAUGCUACUGGAAUGCCAGACAGCUAAUUCUCAGCUCACUGGAGGGGCAGGGGGAGGAAAAGAGGGGAGAAUUGAGGUGGUUUGGGCGGGGCUGCGGGGAGCGGGCUGCCAAGGGCAGGUUUGUUCACAGGGAUCUUUUCAGGAGAGUCUCAUGAUGAUCCCUGGAAUGUGGUCUUGCUCUUUCCCAGAAAGCAGGGGUGGGUCUCCUGCACCUUCCAGCUUCUCCCCGCAUACCUUGGCCCAAGCCUCUGCUGUGUAUUGGUCUCAGGUAUCUGCCUCUCUCACUCACUGGACUGAGAAGACCUUGAAUGCAGAGAACCUGGAGGCCUGGUUCACUUCUGCGCCCCAGCAAGGCCUUGAGAGGCAGCAACCCUGGGAAACAUUCAUUCCCAGGUUGGUGAUUAGGUCAUCAGUGGUGAUCGCGACCUCUGGUAGUCAUGACUAUGCUGGGCCAAGGAGGCUGCCCCAGGUCAGAGGGAGGAGGGUUAUGGGUGAUCCCCAGCAGCAGGGUACUGAGAGCCACAGAAGGUUCUAGGGUGAGCUUCCAAUCUGCUCCUUUCUGUUUCCACCUGGAGGGGGCUGGUUGUCUCUAUUAUCAAAAGGAUGCCUUCGUACCACCUGGCUACAAAGGCGGAGACCCGCCUUCCCUAUCCCUAUCUCUCAGAGCUGACUAUACUUAGGUGGAAGAUGCAGUGAAUCCGACUAGGAUGGAGUGUGUGUCUGUUUCUAUUUUUGGUACCCAGUAUAGAUUUUGAGCCUGAGGACCGAUGUUUGGAGACAGCCUGUCCAGGGUCUACAGUGAACAAGGUAUGCGGAGUUGUGGGUGGGGUCAGGCUCAGAGCCCUCUAGAGGCCUUGUCCUGGGUCCACACCAUCACUACCUGCCUGUACCUGCCCUCUGAGGACAGGGGAGACACAUGCAGCCUGACGGUUGGGGCUGGGACCUGGGUGUCAGGAAAGCUGAGCCCAGUUUGGCUGUCCCAAGCCAGUUCAGGGCCAGCUUGGCUGCUUGGGGCCUGUGGGGGAGCUGGCUACAGGCAUGGCUGAUUUUGCAGCCUGAGUGUGGGCAGGCCUGGAGGUGGCAGUUGUGGCCGGCCUCCAGGCACACUGGGAGGGAAGUAGAGGCCGCUAGAGGCCGCCAUUCUCUUUCUGACUUGGGUAAGCUGGAAGGAAGGUGUCUGGCCCUCUGAUUGACUGAUCCAUGGAUCAGAAGCCCAGUGUGAGCUGUGGCCUGCCCUGAGAGGGCAGAUCCAGCUCCUAAGGGAGCAGAUUGGAAGCGUGGCAUGGCCUCACGUACUUCCCUCGCCUGUGCCGGGGGAGAAAAUCACAGGGCCUGAAGAAACACAGCAGCCACCCUUUCCCCAGGCUGGAGUCUCUGCAGAGGCUCUGCUGGCAGGCUCUGACUCUUCUGGCCGGAUCCAGGAACAGGAGCAGGAAGCAGGGCCCGUCCAAAGCACCCUGCUUUGCACGUAGGAAGCACAAUUUGCCUGUGUCUUAGAACAGCGAGUCUGGCCUCUGGUAAAACCUGCUCAGCCACCCACUGAUCCACUUAUGCUCACAGUCCUGGGUCUUUGGGGGCUGGGAUUCAGACCUGGGCAUUUGGAAAUGGAGCUGGGGCGCUGUGGUAGGAGGACUGCUGGGCUCAGCUUGGAUGAGGCUGGGGGUCCAGGGUACUUGGUCCACAAGCAGGGCAACGUUCUGUUGCUGUCUACACGAGCGGAAGGGGCAGGGCUCCCCUAUUCCAGGGCCUGCAGGAGGUGGCAGGAGCUGGGCGCAGGUGGGACAGAGUGGGAGUGGCUUCCACUGCACUGGGAUCGGGAAGGGUGCUCAUGGGGGGCUCCAGCCUUCUCCACCACCCAGCCAGCCAUCCUUGACCAUUAAACACUGUUCAUUGGCUCUGCAAGGCCGGGAAAGAGAUAGGACUCACAUCAAAUUACCUGGGGCUGCUCCCAGUUCUGCCAUUUAGGUUAUCUUGGGUAGGUGGCCUUCCCUUUGGGAGCCUCAGUUUGCUCAUCUGUAAAUGGGGAUGGCUAGAGCUACUCUAGGAAACCCUGGUGGCGUAGCGGUCAAGAGCUAUGGCUGCUAACAAAAAGGUCUGCAGUCCAAAUCCACCAGGAGCUCCUUGGAAACCAUGUGGGGCAGUUCUACUCUGUCCUGUAGAGUUGCUAUGAAUCAGAAUCGACUCGACUGCAAUGGGUUUGUUUUCUUUUUUCAGAGCUACUCUGCUAGCUGUUAAGAAGAUUGCUGGUAAAGGCUGGCAGUCCUAGCAGGGUCUCGGCUGUCACUCUUAGGUAAGGGGACUUGUGCUUAGGACCCCCAGCUGAUGGGCUUUGAUGUUUUAUCUCUCCCACCAGAUCUUCUCAGGUCAGGGAGCCUUACCCAGAGCCCGACAUGGUUGAAUUAGAGGCUUUUAAAGCUGGAGAGAGCAGCUCCCUUUGGGAGCACCCCUGGAAUCCCAGGGAUGACAGUCUGCAGACCCUGCGUUGCCCUCCUGUGUUCUCUGUUCCUCGGGGGCAGUGGGCACCAGACAGGCAGAAGCUGGGACACAAAGGUCAGGAAACCUAACAGGAAGAGUUUCUUAAACGCAAAGAAAUUCUAUCCACUGAGAUUUUAAAUAUCACUCACCGUUUUCCCUCUAGGACACUAUAUUUAAAACCCCAGGCCUCUAAACAUCCUUGAAAACUUCCAUGAGAUCUUCGAGUUGUUUAUUCGAGUCAAGCUUCUCAUUCGUAAGCAGUCCACAAGUCUGAUCUCUUUCCUGGCACUCCUUCUAUCCUUUGUUCUCAUAGCCCCAGCAGCCCCAGCAGCAGCGAGGGAAACUGCACUUAAAGACCUGUGGACCCAGCUGUCACUUGAGUCCUCUGAAGAGGAAAAGUGGUCUUCCUAAGUGUUCAGAACGUUGUCCAUGCUCAGAGAAAAAGUCACAUUUGAAGGAAAGGAGGCGGACAGAGUUCCAGACUGGGAAUGUGAGGGACGAUGGAAAGCCCCAAAGGUGCAUAACAGAGCUGGAAAAGCUGAGUGGGGCUUGUUUCCUGAGCAGAAAGGGACCAUGGUGGUUCAGCGGUGACGUAACUUCCCUUGUGCCUGGCAGCCUGCCCGGAUAUGUGGUUUUAUCUGGUGGGACCAUGACUCAGCUGAGCUCUGCCUAGGCUGGUCCUGAUAAGGGGUGUGGGUGCCCAGGAAACCCGGCCCACCCCAGCAUCCCGGGAAGGUGUGCCUGUGUCUCUCCCAGGGAAGGAGGAGGCACUGCUGCCUUCUAGAGCUCUAAGGAGAGGCAAACGUCGAGCCUCCUGUCGUCCGCUGCAUUUCUCCAGUUCACCCAUUCUUCCUAGUGAAGCAGACGUGGCUGCUGUUGUUGGUCCCCACAUUUAGCCAGCCCUCAUUUGUCGAACACCUGCUGUGUCAGGCACUGUACUGGGCAUUGAGGAUGCAGAAGAGAGGAGAAAGGGAAGUAUCGGCCCUUGUGAAGACUACAUUAAGACAAACAGUAAGGGCAGCAUGGAAGGAGGUCAAGUGAUGCUGAGAGUGUGGGAGGGGCUGUCUUAGCUGGAGCACUCAGGGGUCUCCUUGGGGACCUUUGUCCUGAAUGAAGAGGGGCAGUUACACCAUGAACCAGGGUCAAAAAAUCCAAGCAGGUAAACAAUGGCCAACACCAAGGCCUGGAGCCUGAAAGAGUACGGAAUUUUUGAGGCCCAGAAGUGAGGCCCAGUGUAUGCAGCAGUGGGACGCAACAAGGGUGGGACAGGAGAUAAGGCGGAGAGGGCUUUGUCAGUCUGUGUGCGGAAUCUGGAACCCAAUCUGAGUGCAACGGAAGGACCCACGUUUGUGGCUGGAGAGAGACAUAACCUGAUGUUUUUUAAAAGGUUCCCCAGGCUGCUGGGUGGGGAGGCGGGGGCAGAUACCACACACAACAGUGGGAUGGCCAGGGUGGUAGCAGUGGAGUGACGAGAAGUAGCCUGACCAGAGCUGAACUUAAAGCUCUAAUAGCCUAGAUGACAGACAGAGCUGACUUCCAAAUGAGAGGCCUGAAUAACUGGGGAAAGAGCAGACAGGGGAGGGCAGGCAGCCUCAGGGCUGAAAGGCUAAGUGGAGGACUAAGUAGAGCAAGGAGAGAGCGGAGAUGGGGCAGUGGCUGGAAGGGGGCUUAGACCGAGGGCGGGCUUUUUUUUUGAAUGAGUAACAAAGCUUGCUGAAAGCCGAUGGGAAGGAGCCAACAGAGGGGGCAAAACUGAAGGCAGAGAAGAAGAGAUGGUUGCAGGAACGUGGAAGAAGGGCUGAGACCCAGAAGAGAAGAGGGAGUAGGUGAGCAGCGCAAACACCUCCAUUUUCACUGGAGGGGAUGAGAUUACAGGCACAAGAGGCAGAUGGGCUGAGGGCUCCGUGGUGACAGAAGCAGUGGUUCCGACUUUCAUACAGAAAUACGAAGUCAAAGCAGUAGCUGAGAUGGGAAGUGGGGAGGGAACCAGCUGCAAUAGGAUUGUGGGCAGUGAAAGCUGUCCAUCUGAGAGCUGGGGUGAGAAACGCAAAGACAAAACUGGCUGCCAUGGUGGUGUCACUUCUUUCAGAGUCGUCCAGCUGCCUGGGUGCAGCUGGGUCAGCCACUGGGUGCAGCAGGCAAGAAGAGGUAGUUGGGGCAAGCAGAACGGGAGGCUGUACCACCCCAGAAGGUCUGAAGCCAUUACCAGAACACCAGUAUAUUUUGAGAUGUUUUACAUAUGCACACAACACAGAGCAAAU